AUCAAAGCUGAAUCAUCAAUCAACAGCUCAUCAGAUCUACUCAAAGGCCAGUGCCUGGAAGAGAGGUCAGAGGAGGAUGUAUCUAGCCCCGCUUCUACAAGCACGCAGGAUCAUAUAUUGGGAAUGAUGGAUGGAAGAGAUGACGGAGAUAAGGAUGAUGGGAAACAGGAACCGGAAUGCAUCUAUGAGACUAAUUGUCACUGGGAAGGGUGCAAUAAAGAGUUCGAUACUCAAGACCAGCUUGUGCACCACAUUAAUAAUGAGCAUAUUCAUGGAGAGAAGAAGGAGUUUGUCUGCCACUGGCAAGAGUGUUCGAGGGAGCAGAGACCAUUCAAGGCCCAGUACAUGUUGGUGGUUCACAUGCGGCGACACACAGGAGAGAAGCCACAUAAAUGUACAUUUGAAAGUUGCAACAAGGCUUAUUCCAGGCUGGAGAAUUUGAAAACACACCUGAGAUCUCACACUGGAGAGAAACCCUACAUCUGUGAGCAUGAACGCUGCAACAAGGCCUUCUCGAACGCUUCAGACCGAGCAAAACACCAGAACAGGACCCAUUCCAACGAGAAGCCCUAUGUGUGUAAGAUUGCGUGCUGCACCAAGCGAUACACCGAUCCCAGCUCCCUGAGGAAACAUGUUAAGACAGUGCAUGGUCCUGAGGCACACAUAACCAAAAAGCAGCGUGCUGAUGUCAGCGUGAAGUCUUCCUCCACACAGGAUACCAUCAGGCCAUUGCUUGGGCGAGACAGAGAUCUUCACCAUGAGGAAGGAGGCAUUGCUGCCAAUAAACAGAUGGAAGACUUCACGCAGGGCAAGUUAAUGGUGCCUGACGCUGCCAUUCAGCCCAUUGCCAGCCCUGAGGGCCAGUCACCCAGCAGCAGUGAAGGUUCAGUCCAGGGGAGCACCUACAACAACGACAGUGGAGUGGAGAUGAACACCCAGGCCGGAGAUAGCUUUGAGAACCUGACAGCCAUUGAAGACCUUGGCUCUGUGGAUUCCGCAGCUCACUCAGGGAUAGUGGAUGUUGGGAUGUGGAGGAAUGUCACUACACUCCAGCAACUGGACAGCUUGAAAAUGGGAAGGCUGAAGCAGAUCUGUAAGCCCACACCACCGUCCCGAGGCAUUAAACUUCCUGUGAUACAAGGCAAGGGUGCUCUUGGAGAAGUCUCCAUGUCUGGAAUGUCGGUCCCACCUUGUCUGGAAUUAUGCGGCAAUGAUCCAGCAGUGAGAAGCUUGCUGAGUGAUCGGUGCAGUAGCAGCAGCACUGUCAGCUCAGCCUACACUGUUAGUCGACGCUCAUCCAGCCUCUCUCUUUCCCUGUCCAGUCGGCGAUCCAGUGAAGCCAGUUCUGCUGACUCUCACCACCUCAGCUCUCCUGCCUCUUUGCAGCGAUUCGGUGAGGCUUGCCAGUGUGCCAGUGUCGCAGACCUACCUGGCCUCUGCCCUGCACAGCAGCACCGACUCAAAGCCAAGCAGACCGCAGCCACAGGGGCAGCACUGCCAACACCUUUAGCCGAUGUGGAGCAGCUGGGCAGGAGUGCCAGGCCAUCCUUCCUGAGUGAUUGUUGCAGCCUGGCAGUGCCAGCCUGCCCACCUCCUGGCAUCAACGUGAGAAGAGUGAGUGACCCAGUGCACAUGAGAGUCAGUGACCAAUCGGUGCCAAAGGUGCAACAGUUUAACGGCGUCGGUAGCCUCGAUCCUACCAGGAUGGUAAGAAGCAGGAGCCUGCAGCAUUCUGCAGCUUCAGAAACAACCCUCCACAGACACAUCUAUUCCCCUCGGCCACCAAGCAUUACUGAAAAUGUCCUCAUGGAAACUGUGGCCAUGGACACAUCCGGUGUAGCCAGUGUGGGGUUGUCUGAUGACGUUGUGUUAUAUACGGACUGUCAGGAGGUUAACAUGGCUUCUUUAAAUGACCACGUUUGUCAGAGCCAAACACAAGGGUUUCACACUCACAUGGACAUGCAUCAUCAAAAUCUCUACAGCAACAGAAACCUGGGAGCCACCCAAACGUUCCAACAGUGCAGCAACGUAGCACAGCAGCACUACAAUGUCAGUCAGGGUCACGUAAAUCAGUCCCAUGACCAGCUUUAUGCUGAUGAAAACAAUAUUCCCAUUCAGUGGAAUGAAGUCAGCUCAGGAGGCAUGGAUAUUGCCCCCAUUCAGAUUCCCAACCGGCACAGUGGCCAGCAAAGCCCAGCACACCUCAGUCAGUGCCUUAAGCAAGUUAACCAGGGCCCACACUCUUCCCAUCAGCCUGUGGCCUUUAUCCAACAUCACGAGGGCAUGAUUCCGAAUGCCCACAGUGUGCUUGGCAACAGCCAGAGGCUCCAUCCUGUACACCAACAGCAAGUCAAACCUGAGGAUCAGGUCUACCAGUCCGCACCAAUGUUAAAUCCCUACCAAAACAUGAAGCAGACAAUAACAGCCCAACAAGAUUGCAACCAAUCCAAACGCAUGCUGCCCACUCCACAUUCCCACCAGCACUACUCGGCUUCUCAAACCUCGAUACCAGCUGAUUCGCUGUUCCACAAAGACAGUUAUCUCUACGAUCCCAGCGUCCCACAAACAGUACAGGGAUUUGUUCCCUCAGAGCGUCCUGCUUUCCCAGAUGUAUCCCUCGUCAGCAUGUCUCCUGCUCAGAGCCAGGGCAGGGAUAGCCAGCCACUGCUCAAUAGCAUGCAACACCUCCAGAGCCAGCAUGUAGACCAGGGUCUCAAGCUAGACCAAGGGCACGGCCCCUCCAAUCCAGUGUGCUGUGGAGUGGCCACACAAGACGGGUUCAGUUCCAGGUUCCCAAGCCCUUGGAGCAUAAUAAAGAUGAAUAAGAAAUGGAGCACAGCCAUCUCACCGCUCUCCGACACCAGUAUCGACCUCCAGACCAUGAUCAGGACUUCGCCCAAUUCCCUGCUUCCCUUCUUCAAUAGCCCACACUGUGACUCGACAAGCAGCGGCUCCUAUGGGCAUUUAUCCAUCACAGGCAUCAG
Carcharodon carcharias (great white shark) is the source of this 2984-nucleotide messenger RNA. RefSeq names its product zinc finger protein GLI2-like. Gene Ontology annotation, molecular function: DNA-binding transcription factor activity, RNA polymerase II-specific; RNA polymerase II cis-regulatory region sequence-specific DNA binding. Gene Ontology annotation, cellular component: nucleus. The record is from RefSeq and is a predicted model, not a curated record. The transcript is spliced from 11 exons. Gene Ontology annotation, biological process: regulation of transcription by RNA polymerase II; smoothened signaling pathway. The annotation marks the transcript as partial. NCBI's taxonomy places the organism in Eukaryota, Metazoa, Chordata, Chondrichthyes, Lamniformes, Lamnidae.